Molecule: messenger RNA, 3563 nt
Organism: Octopus bimaculoides (California two-spot octopus)
Lineage: Eukaryota; Metazoa; Mollusca; Cephalopoda; Octopoda; Octopodidae
Product: FHF complex subunit HOOK interacting protein 2A
Source: RefSeq, a predicted model, not a curated record
AUAUAUAUAUAUAUGUAUAUAUAUAUAUAAUGCACUUGUUUGGUGGUUUUGAUCUUCGCCAAAUCCUCACUUAGUGGUGAUCUCGUAUGGCAUAUUAUCUAUGGAUACACACUCAUGCUUUGAAAAUAUCAGAUUUGUCUCCCAAGUUGUGUCAUUGCCAAAUUCUUUUCCCACUACCAGUCCACCACUUUGUGAUGUGAUGUAGGGGAACUGGCCUCUCCCCCUUCAAAGAAACCUGACCAAACGGAUUACGUAUUUUGUUUCCUUCUACUCUAUCUUCUAGCAAAAUUAACUGAUGAAGAAGAAUAUGUUCUCCAAGUUUACCAAUAUCAUCCAGCAGGCAGUCGACGCAUUCUGUUCCUGAAGCUUAUUUCUGACAACUCCAUCUAACAACAUCAUGUCUUGGGUUAUGCACAGGCUGCAAAGACGGUUGUGGCAGCGUUCCAAACAAAUUGAGAUUGCACCUAAUCUUACAUUGCAAGAAGAAUUUAUUCAUCAUUGGAAAGCCAUAACUAAUUAUUUCAUAGAAAACAAAGCAUCUCCAGAUCUGCGUUCAAUGAUUUUGUCUCAUUACCAUGCUGUAGCACAUCCCUUUCGCAUGAAUUCUCAGAGUCCACCUGUUGCACAUAGCGAAAGAGCCUUUGUUGCUAACAGAGAUGAGAGACUGCCUGCAGACCAAACAAACCUCCCAAGCCAUUUGGAACAGAUGUUGUCUAUACUCCAGCAAGAAGAGCAGACAUGUGAAUCGGGUAGCACUGGGCCAUGCAUGGAGUACAUGCUUCACCACAAGCUGUUGGAGACUCUUUACACACUGGGCAAGAAUGAUAGUCCACCUGGGAUGAAGCAAGUUGUUCUGUCAUUUUUCACACGACUUUUGACCCGGAUCAAGCAGCCUCUCUUACCACAUAUCAAUGUUCACAGAGCUGUACAGCGAUUGAUUAAAAUAUGUGGUGAAAUUAAGUCUGGACCAUCUGAAAAUGAAGAAAUUCAGUUUUUGUGUACAUUAUGUGCCAAAAUCAAAUCUGAUCCAUACUUAGUAAACUUCUUUUUGGAGGUCCCCAAGAAUUCAGAUGGACCAAAAUAUGCACAGCUUUCACCUUUGUCACAAAUGGGGCCAAAGUCAUCAAAGCGUUCCUUAGAGUAUUCCAUUGUGAAUUCAUUGUUGGCAAUGUGCUCCAGUGAGGAUGGAAGAGUUGCUGUGAAAGCUUGUGAAGGUCUAAUGUUGUGUUCAAGUCUUCCAGAGAAAUCUGCUGUUACCUGUCUCAUAGAAAAUACUGACUUCUGUGCCAAUCUGACCAACCGUCUCAUUAAGCUCUACCAACGUUUACCUUCUACAGUCAAUCCAGAUGACCUAGAUGCAGUUUAUGCAAAAUGGGGGUUGGAUGGAAUAUCUGAAACUGAAAACCAACAAACUUUUCCUGGUAAACGCAAUGUUGUGUCUUUCCUCUCUUGGCUUGAUUACUGUGAUCAACUAAUCACUAUUGCCAAUCCCACAGUCGCUCGAGCUUUUGCUAGAUUUAUCUACAGCAACUUUCUCGUAGCAUUCAUUGAACCAGCCAUCAUGCAAACGAGUGAGUCUGGUGUGGUGGCAGCUACAGCUUACCUUAGGCGGUGCUUAAAGACUGUUGUGUCAAGUAUUUUGCUGUCUGAAUUUGUGCGUUUCAUUUUGGGAGAUGAGAAGAAACCUGAAAAGUCCCAGGAGAGUUCUUGUAAGAUGAAGAUGCGCCUCAUAGAAAGAUGUAAUCACUUGUCUGAAGAGAUUUCUUUGAUAUCACUGAAGCUUUUUGAUACUUUGUUACAAAAGAAUUGUAGCUUCAUUGUAUACAACUUGGUGCUGCGUAAUUUAGAAGGAGGGAAACACAUUCAGUCAGGAGUUUCCUGUCACUACAGUUUACAAUCUAAAUGUCCUGCAUCUUUGGCUGACACUGUUUUUAGCGAUUCCAUAACUAUAGAGACUAUGAGCGAAUCAGAUGACUCAAAGAGUAAGGAUUUGACUCAGACACCUCCCAGCAGUGUUGAAAUGGAACGAUUAGCAGAAGCCAUUGACGUACAAACUCUUUCUAGUGAUGAUUCUUCCCAUGUAUCACCUUUACAUUCUGUUUCUAAAGACGGAGAUCAGAACUCCCCACAACCCGAUGACCAAACAGUUUCGCUUCAAAGUAAUUCAGACACUGAAAAAAACCACAUUGAUUCAGCAACAGACAAUGUUUCCGUGGCUGAAACAUCAAAACCUCAACAACAGCAGCAGCAACAACAACCACAACAACAAGCUGUUUCAGAAAUAAAUGAUUCUGAUAAUCUAUUCCUCUCUCAAGAUAACAAAGCUCCUGAGAUGACUAUUAAAUAUUAUCGCUCAGAAGUUCAUAAAGUUAUUAACAGUUUCUUGUGCCUUUUACCUGAAGAUAUUAAAUCAGCUUUACCUGAAGCAGAUAGCGGUUAUGAUAUGUACUUACGGGAUGCUCAUAAACAGUUUAAGUCUUAUGAAAACAUGUGCCAAGACUGGAAAUGGCCUAAUCAAAUGGAUUGCAGUACAGAAUCAGACCAUGGCUUUUACGAAGGUGCUUUUCUUCAGAUGUUAUUUUCAAAAGUCUCUCAGAUGCUGCAUCAGAGUUAUGCUGUGAACCUUCAAGUUACAUCUGUGAUCUCUCGUCUAUGUCUGUUUCCUCAGCCAGUUUUGCAUGACUUUUUCUUGGAUCCUGCUCUGCCAGUAACAAAAGAUAUUAAAUUAUUAUAUUCAGUCUUGCAAAAGGUUGUUAGUGAUAUAAAAUCCAGGAAAAAAUCAAAGGCAAACUUCUCUCAGAUGCUUCAAACUACUCGCAAGCUAUUGAUUAAUGAGCAUAAAACCAUAGACAGCAUGCGGCAUGAAAGUGUCCCACCAAUUUUCUGCAUGGACACAGAAACUUUCAAUGAAAUGUCUGCUGUGAUUGUACUGGAAGAAUUUUGCAAGGAACUUUCAGCUAUUGCCUUUGUGAAACAGUAUGCUGUAAUUACUCGACUAUCUUUGUGAAAUCCCUUGGAGCUAUAUGUGAUAUUAAUGGAGAGAAAAUGGUAAAAGAAAUACAAGUCAAUAAAUAAAUAAUCCAACUAAAGUAAAAAUGGAACUGUGUGAAACACAUGACCACCCAAGAACAAAUUUACAUCUGUCCAUGAUUGCUUGAUGUGUGAGAAAUAGCAGUGAAAUAUCCCUUGAUCACACCCUACCAUCUUAGUAAAAAAAAAUAGAAAGAAAAAAAUGUUGGAUAAUGUGAUUCAGGGUGCACUAUGCUUGGAAUAAAGAAGCAGUGGUCAUGAUUGGAAGGCUUUUUGUCAUCGGGUCGUCCAAUCAAAAUUGGCCUUGCGCUAAACAUACACACACACACUCACACACACUUAAACACGCACACAUUUUUAAAAGCCUUCAAGAGUAAUUUUAUUUUAUUUAUAAUUACAAAGUUUUCUCCCCGUCCUUUCUUGUCACUUCUUUACAUAGGCCCUAUCUGUGCAAUGCCUUACAUAUAAUAUGUGUGCAUGUAUGUAUAAUAUAUAUAUAUAUAUAUAUAUAUAUAUAUAUAUAUAUAUAUAUA